This is a messenger RNA of Clunio marinus, 327 nucleotides long. Lineage: Eukaryota; Metazoa; Arthropoda; Insecta; Diptera; Chironomidae. The record is from the annotation of a GenBank genome assembly.
AUGGCUUCCUUUUAUGCCAGAUAUUCCGUAUUUUCAUUGAGCGUAGAAGAAGAAAAGAAAGAAGCAAGAAAAAAGCACAACAAGAAAGGAAAUGUAUGGAAAGGAAAAUUGAGGCUGAAUAUUUUAUUCGUAGAAGAAGUGGAAGCAGACUUACUUCACGCAGGAAUACGUGGAAAAAUAAAGAAAUGGAAUCGUGGAGUGGGUGGAAAAAGGCUUUUUCCAUCAUCUCGUCAUAACUACAAUAGCUUGUCACAUAGAAAUCAGAAUGACGCAAAGGGAGCACAAACACAGCAUGAAGAAGGGACAACAUUUAUGGUUUUGAAAUAG